Molecule: messenger RNA, 3852 nt
Organism: Carcharodon carcharias (great white shark)
Lineage: Eukaryota; Metazoa; Chordata; Chondrichthyes; Lamniformes; Lamnidae
Gene: fa2h
Product: fatty acid 2-hydroxylase
Exons: 7
Coding region: 71-1240 (389 amino acids)
Biological process (GO): fatty acid metabolic process; lipid biosynthetic process
Cellular component (GO): endoplasmic reticulum; membrane
Molecular function (GO): heme binding; iron ion binding; fatty acid 2-hydroxylase activity
Source: RefSeq, a predicted model, not a curated record
GAAGCAGUCGGAGUUGUACAGUAGUGGAAUGUGAGUGUGGGGAGGUGAGGCAGGAGUAGUGUAGUGAUUAAUGCAUACGAUACACACAGAGAGAAAGACGGAGAUGGAGAAACGCUACUUCAGUAUAGCUGAGGUGCAGCAGCAUACGACAAUAGAUUCCUGCUGGAUCGUCCACGACCGGCGGGUGUACGACGUGUCAACGUUCAUCCAGCGCCACCCGGGCGGCGAGCAGAUGAUUGUCCAGCGGGCGGGCAGGGACGUGAGCCGGGACAUGGCAGGACCGCCACACCGACACAGCUCCAACGCGCAGCGCUGGCUGCAGCAGUACUACAUUGGGGAACUGAGGCAGGACGGCGACCAGGAGGAGGAGGAGGAGGAGGAGGAAUUUGCCCAGAAAAAACAAGCUGUUCGGGAACGAAGUAGAGCCAAUCGGGAAUCAAAUUCGGUGAUGGAUGCCAGAUGCAAGUCAGUGGAUCCAGAUAAUGAUUUGGUAGACUGGAAUAAACCACUGCUGUGGCAAGUUGGGCAUUUGCGUGAGAAUUAUGAUGAAUGGGUACAUCAACCAGUAGAUCGACCCAUCCGCCUCUUUUAUUCUGAUUUUGUAGAAGCCUGCUCAAAAACAGCCUGGUAUAUUGUACCAUUGGUUUGGACUCCUAUUGUGAUUUUCUUUAGUUGGUACAGCUACACUGAGCUAGCCCAAGGCAACACUCGACUUUUCGCAUCCAUUGCAACAGAAUACUUCAUUCCCGUCCACAAGUACUGCUUCCCCUUUUUAUUCUUACUCGGAAUGUUUCUCUGGUCCCUGGUUGAGUAUCUGAUCCAUCGAUACCUUUUCCAUAUGAAACCGCCAGCCAGCAAUUACUAUCUCAUCACUCUUCACUUCAUGCUUCAUGGGCAGCACCACAAGUCUCCAUUUGAUGGUUCACGUUUGGUCUUCCCGCCUGUUCCAGCAUCACUCGUUGUAGUGUUAUUUUUUGCUGCUUUCCACUUGCUUGCUCCAGGAGCAGUUGGCAUGUCUAUCUUUGUUGGAGGUCUAUGUGGCUAUGUUGUCUAUGAUAUGAUACAUUAUUAUCUACAUUAUGGAUCACCAAAGAAGGGCAGCUACCUCUAUGGACUUAAAGCAUACCAUGUUAAACAUCAUUUUGAACACCAAAGAUUAGGAUUUGGGAUUACUAGCCGGUUUUGGGACUACCCAUUCCAUACUGUAAUUCCAGAAGAAACAUUCGAGAAGAAUCACUGAUGUCUACAAUUGGUCUCCAAAUCCACACUGAUAAUGCCUUGUCAAUCAGCCAGCCACUUGAGCAUCUCCUAUCCAGAUAUACUCCUACAUAUGGCCAGGCCCAAGUCUACAUGUAGGAUUCCUUCUACACUUGGAGAAGGCGAAAGAGCUUCUCUGCUUUCUGAAUUGUCCAAAUAUAGUAUCCCAAUGUUUUCUAACAAAAGUGCCUGAUCUCUGGGAGCUGUUGCCUGUUGAUCAAUAUUUAUUAAUUGUUAAGUGUAUAUUUUUUUGGAUCUUGAUAUCUAUAAAUCUUAUCAAAGCGGUUGUGUAUUGUAGGAAGUAUUAACACUAAAGUUUGGGUUUUUGAAUUUUAUGCAGUUUUUGGUUAUUAAGAAAGAAUAUUUGGGGGAAAAAAAGGGAAAUAAAGCUGCACAAUUUAACUUAUCAUUCAGGUUUUACUUGUAUUGUUAAUUUCCAUGUUAGCAGAUGUGAGGAACAAUGAAACCCUCAUUCCAAAGUUUUUAGCUUUCUUUUCUUUAUAACUUACCACUUUAAUUUCAGGCAAAUAUCUGUACUUUCAGAUCCAAUUAAAGCUUUGUCUUCACAAAAAUCUUUCCUUUAAUGUAGGGUAUAGUUUGGUAUUUUUUAAUGUUAAGUAUCCUGCUAUUCCGUUCCAAGUAAUGUGGUUUCCAAACUGGCUGCUGUUCCGUAAAACCUUGGAAGUUCAGGUUAUAAUGUGACAUUGCUUUACAUACUUCCAACUAGGUUCUAGUCAAAUCCCUCCAGCACCUAAACUGCAUCUGCCAAUCAUUCUGCAUUUAAUUCUCAUCUUUAAAUAUCAGACACUUGUGUACCCCAUCAUGCUUUUUGAAAGGGCAACUGCUUUAUAUUCACCAGUGUUUAAUAUAAAUAUGGGCUGUAAUGAGAACUUGCCCCUUUCUCCACCUUUUAAGGAAAUUAAAAAUGCAUUGGUACAAAACCUUAAACAAACUGGAAUGAAACUUUUUGAGGAGCUGGUAUUGUGAUUUUUGAUUCUGCUUGUCUUGUGGGUAAGGGGUUUGUGUUGCACUAUUAUAAAGUUGGUGGUCUUACCUGUCAAUUCACAGAACAAUGUAGGCAGUUGGAAGUUCAUAACCAGCCGAAGAAAACAUGGAACGUUUUUAGCAAUGAAGGUUGGAGGGAAAAUGGAGGUUAUGGGUGCUGGAAGCAAUAUCUGUUUAGUAUCUAGUCUGUUACUAUCAUGUACUAAAAGAAUUUUAGAUUCUUGGUGCGGGAUGUUGUUGGACAGACCCCCACCCCCAAACCGAUCCCAGCCCCAAACUCUGGCUUUAAUGAAGCUUGUUCCUCUUAACGUUAGAAACUUGUAUGCUUUGGGUACUGACUAUAUUAUGAAUAUAACCUUGGGCUGACUAGUUCCACUACUUUCUGGGACAGUAUGCUGGCUUAACUAUGCAGUUAAAGAAAUUUCAUUUUUACUGUUUUGAAACAUUUGUGAAUGCUUAAGAGAGUCUAUAUAAGCUGAAAUGUAAUUUGUAAAUAAAGGUCUGUAUAUUUUGAAAGCAGUUUUUUUUGUCCAAAUUCUCUUCCCAAGCAAUAUGUUUGUUUUUAAUUCCUUCUGACUAGCAUUCUAAUAAUGCCACAGUUCUUUUUGACCUAAUUCCAGAAUCAGAAAUGCUGUAACUGUUUUCAAGCCUUACCCAGCUGUGAAUAAACCCUGGUCAAUCAUCACAAUUGCUGGGAUAUGCCUGUCGAUCAAAAUGCAUUGUGUGUGUGUGUGUGUGUGUGUGUGUGUGUGUGUGUGUGCAUAUACACACACACACACCAAAGCUUUGAAGUAUAUAAGGCAUUAAUUUUAUACUGCACCUAUACAUCAAUUUAUUGUGUACAUUUUUGUGCACCAGUGGUUUUUAGUUUAGAAACUAAGUUCUUUGAGUUAAUUCUUAGAACCAUUGGCACAUUUAAAUAAUUAAAAAAACCUAAAUGAUCUGUUCAAACUCUAAUCAGGCUGUUAGGUAUGGCAGCUAUCUAAUUUACUUUGCAAAAUAAGUGUCAGCUAUGGUGGACCAGUGCCUGCUGUUAAUUGCUUGCUGUAACAUUAAGCUGUAGUUUGAUUACCAUCACUGACAAAGCUAAAAUAUGAAACACAAAUUAAUUGCCAGAUUCCUUGAAGGAAAAAUUAAACUGAAGGAUUAGCAAUCUAAAACCAAUCAAUCCAUCUCUCUUCCUGUUACGUAAUGCUCUUAUCGCAAUUCUGAUCUUGGGAAUAAAAUUGUUCCUCACAUGUAGAUUGUCAUGUAAAACAGAAUCUAAAAUGUAGAGGUGCAAUUGGGCAUUACUGAAAUGUGUACUAGACCUGGUGUGUUGUGGAUAUAUGUGAGCUUUUACAAGCAAUUAUGAACUCGGUAACCGAGGGAUGUGGUAAAACUGUCUCACUCAAAUGCUACUGUUGGGGUUCUGUGAAACUACGUUAAAAUUGCAGAGUGGAAUGUACCCCAUGUAUAGCAUUGCUCCAGCAAAUCCAAAUGUAGAAUCCUGUGAAAUGUUAAUGAAUUUAUAUCUGCAGCAUUGUAUCAAAUUGCUUUUUAUGAUUGACUUGAGUGUUAAUAAAUUUCUAGUUUACAAAAUGAGCUAAA